AUGACUUUCAAAACAUUCUACACCACGUCUGAACUUUCCAGACUCACCGCCGCUGUCGAUGUGGCGAGUGUUGAGACUCUGGAAGAAUUGCAGUUCGACCUUGCCAGUUUAUUCGCAGUGGCCAAGGCAAACACAAUAUCUCUCCAUGCAAAUUCCGAUCUUAUACGAAGCAUAGGUCAGGUACAAACACACGAUGGGGAGAUUCAGGUCAAGGUGGAUGAAAGUCCAGUUCGGGAACCGCUGGGACCACCCCGGCUACCUUUCGUAGGAAACCACCUCGAGAUCCAUCCUGACCACCUGGGAAACCAUGAUCGGCUGUUUGAUCGUUACGGAAGCAUGGUCAAAACUGUGAACAUGGGCACCACUGUGUAUCUCACAAAUGAUCCACGUGUCUCAGAAGUUGUGCUUGGGGAGAACGAAUUCUUCACAAAGACGACGUCGAGCCCUGGCCAUCCUCUGUACUGGAUGCGGGACAACACAGCCCUUUUCACCUGUGACACAUCAUCGCCGGCGUUCAAACCUUCUCACAAGUUUGUGCCCCCCAGCAUGGCUCCAAGGGCUGUCCGACAAUACGUCCCAGCUAUGCAAAAGGCAGUUGAGGAAUCAUUCAGAGUCUUCGAUGAACUCGACAGGAGGCAGCAGGCCUUCAACACCUACCAAUACAUGUUCAAAAUAGGGGGCCAGAUCGUCUACAAGGUGGUGCUGGGCUUGGAAGUGGGCCACUUUGAGUCGCCAGAUACACCGCCACAUGAGAUCAUCCGUCUCAUGGCUGAGUACCUCUCCCUCAUGAAACAGACAUCUCUCAGCCCCAGCUGGCACAAGUACCUCCCGUUCGGCAAGGUCAGACGUCUGUCUUAUGUCCACGACCGACUCUGGGGCCUGAUCGAUGAGGUUGUGAUCGCCUGCAAACCGCCCGAGGGGCAAGACGGUGCGGACAUGCCAAUGCACGAGGCCGCCCUGAACUCAAGCUGCAUAGCGGACUACCUUAAGCGCGCGGUCGACGAGGGCGGGCAGAAGCUGCCGCACGAGUACCUAUUGUCUAACGUGGUCGCGCUCGUCGGCGCUGGCCUCGCAACGUCAUCAUCCAUGCUGUCACUGCUCCUGUACGCACUCACGCGGUAUCCGGGGAACCAGGAGAGGCUGCUCCAGGAGCUGGUCGACUACGGAACCACCUCGGACACGAGGUGGACACACGAAAAGAUCAUGGAGUUGCCGUUCCUUGACCGCUUUGUCAAGGAGGUGCAUCGCUUGCACAGCCCUUCGUUCCAGACAGCGCGCAAUGCCAAGAAGGACGUGAUUCUUCCAGGCGGCUGGAAGAUACCGGCAGGCGGCGUUGUCAUCCCGACAUUCCCUUCGAUACACAAGCACAAGGACCACUGGGACAAUCCGGAACGGUUCGACCCGGACCGGUGGUUGGCGGCGAGUGGCGUUGCCGGUGAGAAAAGGCAUCGCAUGGCGUUUACACCAUUUGCGGCAGGGCCAAGGGGUUGUAUAGGAUAUAAUGUUGCGCAAUUGGAGGCGAAACUUGUGUUGGCAAGUCUGGUGUAUCGGUACAGGUUCACCGAUGUCAGCAAGGAACCCAUGGUGUACGACCCAGAGUUCUUGGUGAUAAGGCCAAUCAACUGUUAUGUGAGGGCUGUUAGGAGAACUGUAUGGCCGGAACCAUCCGCCAGCAGAUAG
This is a messenger RNA of Diaporthe citri, 1680 nucleotides long. RefSeq lists its product as uncharacterized. Gene Ontology annotation, molecular function: oxidoreductase activity, acting on paired donors, with incorporation or reduction of molecular oxygen; heme binding; monooxygenase activity. The transcript is spliced from 2 exons. The record is from RefSeq and is a predicted model, not a curated record. Lineage: Eukaryota; Fungi; Ascomycota; Sordariomycetes; Diaporthales; Diaporthaceae. The coding region runs from base 1 to 1680 and encodes 559 amino acids.